AUGGACCUCAGCGCGCAGAACAAGCUCAUCUGCGACGUCUGCGGCGACGUCGCCUUCGGCAAGCACUACGGCAUCAACGCCUGCAACGGCUGCAAGGGAUUCUUCAGAAGGAGGUGA
Messenger RNA from Cylicostephanus goldi, 117 nucleotides. The record is from the annotation of a GenBank genome assembly. Lineage: Eukaryota; Metazoa; Nematoda; Chromadorea; Rhabditida; Strongylidae.